UCUCUCCCUCCUCUCUCUCUUCAAAGGUUGAAAGGAGAGAGAAAGAAACAAAGGGAAAGGGAGGAAAAAGAGCUCCUCUUCUCUCAUACAAGCGAAAUGAGAUAAAAAAGGCUGCAAUUUUCUAAACUCUAAAACCCCUAUUCCUCAAAAAUCCCCAAAGUUCUUCCCAAAAUACUCCCCAAGAUUUCGAGAAUUUGUAUCCCCGUUCUGAUCGCCAAGUUUGCUCCUUCGGUUGGGGGGAUUUGAGAGAGGAUAAUGUCCUCAGCUCCAACCGGGCUUCCAUUGAGGGAGGCAUCGCAUCAGGAGUCGGAUAAUUUGAGGUUUUCUAAUCUAAGAGGGGUUCGAUGGAGAGUUGAUCUAGGGAUUCUUCCGUCGUCUCCGCCCGCUUCGAUCGAGGAGCUUCGUCGUGUUGCUGCUGAUUGCAGGAGGAGGUAUGCAAGUCUGAGGCGGCAUCUACUCAUUGACCUUCAUCUCCCAAAAGAUGGCAACAGAUCUCCUGAUCUUACUAUGGACAACCCUUUAUCUCAAAAUCCAGAUAGCACAUGGGGUCGAUUCUUCCGAAAUGCAGAGUUGGAGAAAUUGGUUGACAAUGAUUUGUCACGGUUGUAUCCAGAGCAUGAGAACUAUUUUCAGUCACCGGCAUGCCAGGCCAUGUUAAGAAGAAUAUUGUUGGUAUGGUGCCUUAGACACCCAGAAUAUGGAUAUAGACAAGGAAUGCAUGAACUAUUGGCUCCUCUACUCUAUGUGCUCCAUGUUGAUCUCAAAUACCUGUCUCAAGUCCGAGCACUUUAUGAAGACUGCUUCAAUGAUGAAUUUGACGAGAUGAACUUUCCCGAGGGUGACCUCGUCUCCAACUACCGAUUCACGAAGUCGUCUAGCUGGGAUUCUAGGAGUGACAGUGAUAACUUUCCAGAAGACUACCCCAAAGUCACCAGCCUUGAUGAUCUUGAUCCAGAAACCAAGGAAUUGUUCUUGCUAAGUGAUGUCUAUGGAGCUGAAGGCGAGUUAGGUGUGAUCCUUUCAGAGCGAUUCAUGGAGCAUGAUGCAUAUUGUAUGUUUGAUGGUCUGAUGAGUGGGGCUCGUGGAGUGGUUGCAAUGGCCGACUUCUUCACCCCUACUCCUAUGGUUGGAUCUAGCACAGGCUUACCUCCUGUGAUUGAAGCCUCAGCAGCUUUGUACCAUCUGCUAUCUAUUGUAGACUCUUCUCUCCAUAGCCACCUCGUUGAGCUUGGUGUUGAACCCCAGUAUUUUGCACUUAGGUGGCUUCGUGUCCUCUUUGGCCGGGAGUUCUCUCUUGAUGACCUCUUGCUAAUAUGGGACACACUUUUUUCUUCUUCAAAUAUUUCUUCUGUAGAGAAUGAACAUGAGUGCAAUUUCAAAAUCUUGUGCUCUCCUCGUGGAGCCUUCAUUUCGGCCGUGGCUGUUUCAAUGCUUCUUCACUUGAGAUCUUCUUUAUUAGCAACAGAGAUAGCCACCUCUUGCCUCCAGAGAUUGCUCAACUUUCCAAAGAAAGUAGAUGUUAAAAAACUGAUAGAAAAGGCAAAGGCUUGGCAGUCUCUUGCUCUUGAGGCAAACGUCAUGUCUCCACCAGAGAAUAGUUCAAAGCGAGAGGUUAGCAGAGCCAGGAGCAUUCCAACUGAUGCAUGUUCGCCUAAAACUCCAAACCAGUCGUUACCUGAUAGUUAUUGGGAGGAGAAGUGGAGAGUGCUUCAUGAGGAAAUAUCAUCUCCAAAGAAUGGUAGUCAUCCAGUGUCACAUGGAAAGAUAAAGAAACUAUUAGGAGAUAGGUUUGGCUUAGCGAGGACUGGGUCAUAUCCCUCAGCAACUAAAAGGGAUUCUCGGUCUUCUACUGUUAGGCGUAGACUUCUUGAUGAUUUUACUGAUGCAAAUAAUAACCCGAAACCUAAUGGAGUUCCAGAACUUGCUAAGGAAAAUGAGCCUCGCCCUCUAGACGUGGACAGAGAGAAGUCUCUACCUGAUGAACCCACUGAUCAAUCUGUUGCAGGGAGGUUGUCUGAUUGUACGACAGAAGAAACAUGCUUGAGCGGAGAGAACUCUUCUGUGUUCUCUACAGCUAAUAGUCCUCAUAUUAUGGAAAAUGACCCUGAUAAUGAUUCGGAGAAGAGUAGUCUUACUUCAAAUUCUUCUGUCGCAGACAAUGAUGAAGACACCAAUCAAGUGGAAGAUAAUCAAGAUGUGGAAUCUACCUGUUCUACUAAUGCUACUGCUGCUUGCACAAGUGAAAUUGUACCUGUUAAAGAUGGAGAAGUGAAACAGGGUGCAGGAUUAAAGGAUAGGAAGCCACUAUCUGGUAAGUUACAGUGGUUUUUAAGGUUCGGCAGAAGCUCUGGUGAACCAAACUCGGAGAAAGGGGCAUUAAAUGUUGAAAAUGUCUGUAAUCAAAGUAAUGGGACUUCAACUUCAGAAUGCAAGUCUUCUGGAGAUACUGCAAGGAUAGAAGUUGGAGACAAGAAAGUGAUGGGCACCCUGAAGAACCUUGGACAAUCCAUGAUUGAGAAUAUUCAGGUGAUUGAGUCGGUCUUCCAGCAAGAUCGAGGCCAAACUGGCAACAUUCUUGGGAGCAAAGGGCAGGCCAAAGCAAUGGCAGCCCUCAAGGAACUCCGAAAAAUUAGUAACAUAUUGUCCGAGAUGUGAGGUUAGCUGUGUAUUUAAAUUUAUGUACGCAUAUUGUAAUUACCAUUCUUCUUGGCCUAGCAAUAAGAAGAGAAAAAGUGCUUCUAGGCCUAUUUUCCUUUAUCUCUAGUCAUCACUAUGAUGUAAAUAUCCUCAAUUCAUGAGUGAGGUCUUUCAUUACUAUCUUCGCAUUCCUUGUAAACUCUCUGAUAAGAACAAGAAGUGACAGUUUUGUAAGUUAAAUGUAUACUGUCAUUUUAAGAAUAAAUUUUGGGAAUGAUCUUAGUAUUUACUAUUUAAUAAUA
This is a messenger RNA of Asparagus officinalis (garden asparagus), 2939 nucleotides long. RefSeq names its product TBC1 domain family member 5 homolog B-like. The transcript has 5 exons. Gene Ontology annotation, biological process: activation of GTPase activity. Gene Ontology annotation, molecular function: GTPase activator activity. The record is from RefSeq and is a predicted model, not a curated record. NCBI's taxonomy places the organism in Eukaryota, Viridiplantae, Streptophyta, Magnoliopsida, Asparagales, Asparagaceae. The coding region runs from base 256 to 2655 and encodes 799 amino acids.